Messenger RNA from Tinamus guttatus (white-throated tinamou), 1440 nucleotides. Lineage: Eukaryota; Metazoa; Chordata; Aves; Tinamiformes; Tinamidae. The record is from RefSeq and is a predicted model, not a curated record.
AUGGCUAAGGGCCAGGCACCAGAAGAUCUUCCUUCAGAGCCUGUAAUGAAACACACGGCAGGCUUGGGAAGUGCCAGGACAGACCUUCCUUCAGCUUUGAAGCUAGCUCAAAGCGAUGCGAAACUUGGCCCGGUUAUUUUUGCAAGAAACUUGAGCUGGGUGGACCCAGAAGUGACAGCAGCAGCUGCUGGGGGCCGCAGCAGGAAGGUGGACUGCCCUCCCGACGGCAUCAGCUUCCCACUCCCAGAUCCGUGUCGUUUGAGAGGGUGCGGGAGGGCUUGGAGGAGAACAGGGGACGUCUUUGUUCUCGCACCCCCUCGGGGAAGCCGCAGGGCUAAUGCCGCUCACCCUGGGCAGCAGGGCAAUAAGUUCUUGGAACAGAAAUUAACAAUCUCUUCCCAUGAAUCUGGAACCAAGCCAUUGACCUUCACGUUUGUUCCAUCCAUUGGACAACUUCCAACCCAUUUUGAAGUUGUAGAUGUCUCCAAGUUCCUUGUGAGACUCCCAGAGGACCCAAAGGAUUUGAGCUGUCAAGAAACUACAUAUAAGUCAAACACAGCCUCUGAUGUGCCAGCCUUGAAGAGCGGAGCCAGGCAAGACAGUGCCCACAGGAUUCUCCAGCCCCCAAGCUUCAACUCGAACAAAGCAGAAAUGCAGGAGAAUGACCUUUUUAAGGCUGAGUUUAUCCUGAUUACAGACUCUGGAGAGGAAGAUGAAGUAUCCGCUGCCUCACACAGCACUCAGCAGGCUCCCAACGGCUACGGGCCUGUCAGUGCCCAGCUGCUGGCUCCAUCCCACGUGUCUGCUGGUGGCGAGGCCAGAAGAGCUCCUGGUGAUCUGCACAGCUCAAGUGCUUGCCAGAGCACUGCCCAGAACCACAGACAGCAGCAGUACAAGAUCAAGACAAGCUACAAGGCAUUUGCAGCAAUACCUACAAACACAUUACUAAUGGAACAGAAGGCAUUAGACGAGCCAGCCAAGCCUGCUGAGGCUGAAGGCAUUACUUUGGACACGCAUUCAGAGAUGUGCUCUCCUGCCCAACUCCGACAACAAACAGAAGAGUUGUGUGCUGUCAUUGAUCAGGUCCUACAGGAUCCAUUGCCCAUGCGCCGAUGUGAAUCCUCUCCAAGUUUCUUGCAGACGACCAUGGAGUCAGAUGUUGGCAAGGCAGCAACAACACUGCAGAGAGUAGCUGGACGUGAAACCAGAUAUGCCAGUCUUUACAAAUCAGCACCUAUGGUGACAGAGAGUCAGACGACCAAACCUGGUGUCAUUCGUCCAGUGCUGGUGAAAGCACUGAAAAAGGAGGAGCCCUAUCAACCAAACCCUUUUAAAAAGUACCUUGAAGAAAUCAGUGAUCAAGAUACUGAGCAGCCCGGUCAUCCCAUAGUGCCUAUUCCAGAAAACGAAACGCUCAGUUCUGAAGAGGUAAUUCGUUGA